Molecule: messenger RNA, 3692 nt
Organism: Uloborus diversus
Lineage: Eukaryota; Metazoa; Arthropoda; Arachnida; Araneae; Uloboridae
Exons: 3
Coding region: 33-845 (270 amino acids)
Source: RefSeq, a predicted model, not a curated record
CUAAGAGCAGUUUUUAUCACAGCGGAGAGAAGAUGCUCAGGAUAAUUGUUUUAGUUUUGUGUUUGAAAGGAAUUUAUACAGCUCAUAAAGGAACGAGCAUAACAUGCGUCUGCAGCACGAUUCACUGCCUGGAAAUUCGGGAACAGCAUUGCAACACUACAGGCAUGUGUUUCACUCAAUAUCUGGAUCGAAAAGACGGCAAUCAUCCUGUUGUUAGAGGCUGCAUCUCCAGCAAAACUCCACUGCUUUGCGAAAACCGGAAGCCAGCCAUACCCACCGGUGCUUGGCCAGUACUGUUGUGCUGCAGCAACAACUUGUGCAACAGGGAUGCUGUGCCCACAGCACCUCCUUGGUUAUCGAAAGAUGCUACCAAGAAUGAUUCGUUGGAGACAGAAUUGCAUCCAGAUACUGAUACUACUGAAAGUCCAAGUAUCAGUCACCACAGGGACAUCCACAGCCAUCCAAACAUUUCAUCGAAUUUGAUUUCAUCAAGUGACAGACCAUCGCUAUCGUUCCACAAUCUUUUCCAAUCCAGAUCAUCACCUUCAUCAUACCCUCACAUCAUCAGUCCAGUCUAUAUCUCCGUUCUUGUCCUGGGAAUCAUCAGUCUUGUGAUAAUAGGUAUCAUCGCCGCCGUAGUACUCAAGCGCAGCAACCAUUUUUAUGUAGAACAGUACGGUGCUCUUGAGCAGCAGCAUGAACAGGCAUACCUGAAGCACAGGACUGUGCCAUAUCCACAUAUUGCUGCUCAACGUGAAUAUGAAUCCGACGAAGAAACUUUAAGUCAGUGUUCUCAGUUUUACGUUCAUGUCGUUGAACCUAAUCGGCAGUGCAAUAACACGUGAUUUGUGACUCUCUAUUUAGUUACCUUUUAAAAUUAAUGAAAGUUGUUGAAUGGAAGAUGAAAGUAUAUUUCUGAUGCUCAACAAUGUAUAUUGAUCUUAUUUAUUGGAAAUUUCAUCUCUGAUAAAUAUUGAGGUACGUUGGGACUUUAACGAAUAUUGAGGAAUAUUGAGGGAUAUUGAUUGGAAAUGAAACAUGUUAAAUGGCAGAUGAAAGCAUAUUUUUGAUGUUCAACAAUGAAUAUACAUCUCAUUUAUUGGAAAUUUUACCUCUGAUAAAUAUUGUACAACAUAGGAACUAUGAUAAGUAUUAAGGGAUAUUGCAAGUUAUUGGCUAGAAUUAAAAGCCUGAAGAUAUAUUCAUAUCACAGUAAGAUCUUUUGUAAAUAUUUUUGAGUGUGCAAGAAACUACCAGUGUUGCCAUACAUUUUGUUAUUCUUCAUAACUGACAUAGAACAAAACACACGAUAUUAUCGUAGUUGUAUCAUGGAGCUACUUUAGGAUGACAGUUACUAGUAAAAUUUCUUGUCAGAAGUAAUAGGGUGAUCUAACCAGUAAAUGAACUCUUAAGCACAAUUUCAUUUUCAGAAGUUUAUAUUACCAUUAAAACUGAAUUAUUUGGUACGAGACAUUAAAAAACAUUUUUUAUUGAUGUGUUGCUCUAUCUAUUUGCAUGGAUGUGACAUUUUUACGCAUGUAUUUGCAAUUUAUUCCCGAAUCUUUGACUUUUAAUUGUGAUACAUUGGAAUGUAAGGAACCAUUAUGCAUAAUAACAUGAAGUCUCAAUUUAAAAAAAAAUGGCACUUGAAAAAUACUGAUUUGUAAGUGUUGCGAGAGUGACCGCACGAUCAGGCCCGAAACACGAAUAAAUUAUUAUUUUCUAAAUACAAUAAAACUUUUUAAAAGGUUGGUACUUCAUUUAAUGAAACUUAAUUGUUCUUUAUAAUUCGAAUAUAUCACAAUUAAAAGCCAGUCCAAAAUUCCGGAAAGAAAGUGCAAAUGUAUGCGUAAAAACGUCACAUCUGUGCAAAUGGAUUGAGCAAUAUGUAGCUAACAACAGUGGAUGCUCGAACAGAGUAACUAGUUGCACUAGUUGGUUGAUUUGAUGACGUCACUGUGAGUGUUCAUAGUUUCAUAAGUUCAUUCGUUUUUAUCAAUUGGUAGCUCUAUUAGAACACACCUGGUUAGUCACUGGUUAACCGGUUACUUUGUUCGAACAUAUCCAAUAAUGAAAUAAAAUAAAGAUUAAUUUUAUAAAUCUGCUUCAGGUUUCAUGGGGGUGCUCCAACCCAGUGCAUGACACCCCCCCCCCAACCAGUGGACAAUCAUAACAUUUUCUGGUCGUUUGCUUUUUGGAAUUGUGCAGAAUUAAGUUACUGUUGCCAGUUUAUCAAAGAUAAAAACUUUGAAACUUAACUUUUUUAAAUCAGAUUACGAACUGUUCAUUCACUGGUACUGUUCCUUUACCGGUCUGUCUACCCUAUCUACAAAAAAGUGAGAUUUAUGCGUUUCUGUGUUGAGAACUUUGAGUGUGCAAUGUUCAUUUAUUUUAUGGUUCAUGUUUAAAAUAAAUCUUCACAAUAUAAUCUUUUGUUCAUAAUAAUGGGUUAUUGAAAAUGUUUCCACCAUCUUAUUUUUUCUUGAAGCUAUAGUUCGACCAGGAACAAAUGACCCUCAAUCAUUUGAGAAAACGAGUCCAUUCCUUAAAAUAGGUGGAGAAGGAAGAAAGAACGCGUGCCAUAUAUUGGAGUUUAGCAACAUUUGGCGAAAUGGGAAAAAAAAUCCUUUUAGCAUAUUUUCAGUUGCAGCAAAUAACUGCAUUGAAUUGGCAAAAAAGUAAAAAAUGACAAGCUUUGCAUUCCUUAUUGCAACCCUAUCUCGCCAAUUUACAAUUGAAAUUAAUUAGGAGGCGUUGUUAUCUCUGACCCAUGGCUGCUGAAAGAAGUAAAACCAAGACACACCCACUGACAUAGGAUGUCAUCUAGACAUCUGCCUUGACCGGUUAAAAUGUUUUACCUCUUUGGCUAAUUUCUUAAAUUAAAAGAUGACGUAGUAGAGCUCUAGAAAUAAUGACGCAUUUGCAAAAUCCGUUCCAACUUUCCUCUCCAUAUCGCCCCUUCACGAAAAUGGACAAUUCUGAAACAAGGUGGAGUCAAGGGUCAACUUUUCGUGGUCAGAAUUUAUAAACCGUGGUCAGACUUUAUAAACUGUAAGCAUAGCAAGAAAAAGAGAACUUCCCGACUGAUGCUGUUAGCAGAACUCAUAGUCACUAAUUUGUUUUUUUUUUCGGAAUUUUUGUUUGAAUUUCCUCAUUGAUUUGCUUAAAAGAGACAAAUAUUAUUGCGAGAGAACUUUGAGCGGGGGGCUUCCCCGAUGGGAGGUUACAGGAGGUCACUCUGACCUCCCAAAAAAUUCCUUCUUCAGCAAAUGUCGUCUAACAAUUUGGAAAAUUUGGUGAUAUAGUUGCAACUUUAAAAAAUUCCCUUUUUUAGUUAGAUGUACAUUGUACAUAUUUUAACAUUUGGUAAAACUUGGAGCUUUAUUCGGCAAAGUGAGACCCCCCCCCCCAUUUUAGUUCGGGGAGCCCCAGGUGUAAGGACAACUGUUUGACGCAAGUUUCUAAAAAGAUUAUAAGUAAAUUGUUAAAUACAUUUUUAAGGUCUUCCUAUCUCCAUAACUAAUAUAAAAUUAAUCCAUCUCAAAAAAUAAAUUGCUUGAGUUUAUACCACUUGAAUGAAGAAUCAGAUUUACGUUGCUUUACAUAACUUUAAGUGUAUUCAUUUGUGAUUGUGAGUAAAUGUUACUUACUUUUGAAAGUACUUUGUAAAUAAAUUGUUUUAACUAUUAAAA